Anopheles maculipalpis is the source of this 3384-nucleotide messenger RNA. RefSeq lists its product as uncharacterized. The record is from RefSeq and is a predicted model, not a curated record. The coding region runs from base 120 to 3287 and encodes 1055 amino acids. Lineage: Eukaryota; Metazoa; Arthropoda; Insecta; Diptera; Culicidae. The transcript is spliced from 8 exons.
AAACCAAGUGUCGGAAAAACCACACUCUUUCUCUGCUGAACGUGAUCGCUGUAGAGCUUCCUUUAAAUGUGCAACCAGCAGUGCGUGAUCGAUGAGCGUCAUCCGAACAUUUCGGUUCAAUGUGGCAAACAGUUAGUGAUUUUUUUGUGUACCUAAUCCACCAGCUAUGCUUUUACGACCAUAACAAUAACAGUAACGCCAGCGGCUGCGAUCAUAACUGCGACAGUAGCAACCACUAUCAUUACGGCUGCGGCGGUGAUCAUAUUCACAAUGGGUCGAUCAUAAGUCAGCGGUUAGAUGAUCGCAGCUCACAAAACGGCCGUCGCCGGUCUUCAUCGAUCAGUGGACUGAGCCGGGGCAGUCUUGCCGGUGCCAUCAUAAACGAUCGCGACAACCUAGACAUCAGUGCGGUGGCAAGCAGUUUACGCGAUUUCGGUGGCACCGGUGGUGGUUCGGCGGCGCUAGGUGCCGCCGUUACUGGACCUAUCGGUGGACCAGCAGCAACGGCAGCACCAGCAACUGGAUCUACAGGAGCUGCAGCAGGUGUCUCACGGCAGGGUAGUGAUGCACGGCGGGAGAUCAGUAACAGCGUGCAGGCUCAAAUCGAGCGCAUGUUUACGGACGUCGCAAAGGAGAACGGCAGCUCGGCCAGUGUACAAAGCUUCAGCGUGCGGUGUUUAGGAUCGCUGCCACUGAAAGAUAAGGUGACGAGUCUGGUUGGUCUUCAGGAGCCACUUCGGCAGCUGUACUUAAGCGGUGCAGGACACGGGACACAGACGGGAGGAUCGCUCGACAUCAGUCCGAUCGGGUUGCGUAUAAGGGCGGGCAGCGGUAAGGAACCGUCCGUGACGCCCUUUCAAAACAUUGCCGUUUGGUCAGCGGUAAAGUUUGUCGUAUCGGGGGCUGAAGGUGGUGCCGCCUUUCUGCCACUCAUCACCGAUCCGGAAAACAUCGAUAAGAGCUCAUUGUUUCGUCCGCUCAGUGCUGCGGAUAAGCGUCGGCUUUCAUCCGGCAUACAUUCGCCACUGUUUGCGAUCGUGAUGCGUUCCACGACCGUGCCACGCCAGCUAGAAUGCCACGGGUUCGUCUGCCAGACGCCGGAAGAUGCCAUUGUGAUUGCAGCAACGCUCUACCAAAGCCUGAUGGCCCACAUGAGCAGCGGCGAUAACCAGCGCCCUAAGCGUCCCAAGAAUCGAAACGGAGUUAGCUGUAUGAGCAUUGCGAGCAGCACUGUGACCACCAACACCCAUCUGCAGAGUGGCUCUACCAAGCUGUCCUCGCGGAGAUCAAGCGCCAGCCAGCGAAGCAUGCUACCACCACCACCGAGACCACCGCGCAUGAAGCGCAGCGCUACGAGCUCACUGAGCGGCGAAAGUGAUGCUGUAGCAGGCGCAAACGACGAUGAAUCGUCGACCGAGGAACGGCGGAAGAAAAAUGUCAAGAACAAGCGGCCACCCCCGAUUCCACCUAACCCACCGCGUGCAAUCUCUAACAGACCGAUGCUGGACGAGAUCUACACCGAUCGGAGCCAUUCGAACGACGAAAAUGGAAUUGCCGCUAAGGAAGGUCCGUACCCGGCGCUUACCGAUAACUCGACCGGAGACAUACUGACCAGGGUGGCCAUACCGCGCUCUGGCAGCUUCCUGAACACGGCCGGCCUAACAAGGUACAAAUCGCGUGCCACACGGCGGCACACGGGCAAGGUGGGUGGUGGGGGCGGUUCGCCGCUCGGGUUCAGUGAGCUGUUCAACGAGUUCCGGCUGCAGGAGAACCUGCACUCACUGGACGAGAUCCUGAAUGCCAUAAUCAACUCGGACGGUAUGUCGUUCAACGAUCUGAAACCGAUCUACAAGGAGUUUCUGCUCAAGCUCGCGGUUACGCUGACCAAGGACGAGCUGUACCAGCGCUCGAAGAGCAUCAUGCGCCGGCAGAAGAAGAAAAAGUUGAAGCGAAGAAACAGUAACGUACAGAACCAACGGCGAAAGCUUCUCAUUGGGGCGAAAGGUCUCAAGAAGGUGUUUCGGUUCGGUAAGUUUCGCAGCAAAAAAAGCACGGGCAGCAACACCGGAGGAGCUCAUGCAGGGGGCGGUCAUGGCGUCGGCAACGGGCGAACUGGUGGCCACGGAAACGGAGCUGCUGGAAACGGUGGUGCACACACAGCAGUCGGGCACCACGGUACGGCGACGAGUGGCCGGGUCCAUCAGCUCGCAGACCAGCUAUCACUGGAUCUUAAGGCGGCCGGAAAGAAGGACCGAUCACGAAUUGCAACUAGUGGUUCAGAAGUUUCAGACGCUCGACAUGAGCAUACACUGACCGCGCACAACAGGAACAGCUCGAGCGGCUAUGUCUCGUGUUCAGAGUGUAGCUACGAUUCGGAUGCCUGUACCUGUACCUCGGCCGAUCGGUGCUACUGCAGCUUAGGCGGUGACGACAUCAAUGCCAAACUGAACCAAGCUAGCAAUCGUAGCUCGGCACCAAGUUGCCGAAGUGAGGACAAAUGCUACUGCUCGAUGGGUGAGACACCGAACGAGGAAGGCUCGACAACCUGGUGCGACACGGACAGUUGCAUCAGCAACGAGAAGUGCUAUUGCUCCACGCGCCAUGGGCAGGUCGCUAAGUGCGCCAAUAGUGGAACUGCUGGGGUUCACAGCUCGUCCAAGCAUUGCAGCAACAAACCGGCUAAGGUGGACAAGUUGGCACUGGAUUACGAACUGUUCACUGUAGGUGGUAGUGGCCGUCCAGUCAAAGCCUCCGAGGCACUAAGCGUCAAGAAAACGGUUGAGGUCGCGGCCGAGUUUGCGGACGUAAAGCUUAGCCAGACGACAGACAUUACGAACCUGAAGGCGGACGCACAGUCGAGCGCCACAUCUGGCAGCUCGUCGCUAGCGUCCACCACAAAGAAGUCCAGUGACCAUCGGAACGCUUCCAGCCGCCAUCACGGCCAUAAUCACCAUCACACGCACAACCACCGCGAUCAGGAAAACGAUCAGAAGCGAUCAAACAGUGGACAGGUUGGGGCGACCAGCAAUAGUGGCAGCAACAAUAGUAAUCUUCACUACCACCGUCAUCACUACAGCACUAGCACGAAGAAAAAGGGUCUACCGAUGCAGCUUCCGGGCAGUGACUAUCAGUACAUUCACUCGACACAGUCGGAUCUGAUAGUGCGCAGCAGCAAGCAGGAGCUCAAGAACCCCAAACGUAUGACAAAGUCGGAGAGCUACUAUCAAGCUGGCCGACCGGUCAGCUCUUCGCUCGGGCUGGAAGAUUCGUUGGGUUAUCUGCCUUAGGGAUGUAACAGUGUGUUAUUUUUUUUAUUUUUUGGUUUUUUCGCUCACUCAAACACAAGUACGAUUUUUUUCCUGAAAGUAAACGGCGCAUCGAUCU